Molecule: messenger RNA, 7114 nt
Organism: Cololabis saira (Pacific saury)
Lineage: Eukaryota; Metazoa; Chordata; Actinopteri; Beloniformes; Belonidae
Product: NLR family CARD domain-containing protein 3-like
Exons: 11
Coding region: 127-3624 (1165 amino acids)
Molecular function (GO): protein binding
Source: RefSeq, a predicted model, not a curated record
GAUCAGUUCAGUUGUGUCUCAGUGGGUUUUGUUCAGACUGCAGAAUCUCCAUCUUCAACUCUUUGGACUGUUUGAACAAACUGUGAAGGUGUGUGUGUGAGCUGAUGUGGACGUGAAUUCAGCAGAAUGGACCAGUGUGAAGACGGAGAGGACGGAGUCCCUCCCUCUAAAACCUCUCUGUGUGGGGGACAUGAGAGUCGGAGCGACCGGUCAAUCGGCAGGUCAAUUGAAUUUAAAGGAGACCAAAGUUCUGCUGUAAAGAGGAUCCAUCAGAAAGGAGACUCUCUUGAACCUGAACCCAGCUGUUUGUCCUUGAAGAGCGACCGGUCAAAGGGCUUUUUAUUUGACUUUAAGAACUGGUUCAUGAACUUUAAAGGAGACCAAUGUUCUCCUUCAGAGAGAGUGGACCAGCAGAUCUCAGAGUCCCCCAGCGGUCCGUCUGUCCAGCAGCAUCAGACCCAGCUGGACUCCGUGUUUCAGCUGCUGGAGGACGACAUCAUCAUGUUUGUGAAGGACGAGCUGAAGAAGAUCCAGAGGGGUCUGAGUCCAGAUUACCCAGAAUCCUUAGAGCAUGUGUUGCAGGGUGAGGGUGAAGAGCAGAGGAGCAGAGAGGCGUUUGUGAAGAUCACAGUGAACUUCCUGAGGAGAAUGAAGCAGGAGGAGCUGGCUGAGCGUCUGCAGAGCAGUACUUUUGCUGAAGUUUGUGAAAAGCGGCUGAAGUCUAAGCUGAAGGAGAAGUACCAGUGUGUUUCUGAGGGGAUUGCUAAAGCAGGAAACCCAACCCUUCUGGAGCAGAUCUACACGGAGCUCUACAUCACAGAGGGAGGGACCGGAGAGGUCAACAAAGAACAUGAAGUCAGACAGAUUGAAGCAGCUUCCAGGAAACCACACAGAGCAGAAACAGCCAUCAGACAGGUAGACAUCUUUAAACUCCCAUCUGGAAGAGAUGAACCAAUCAGAACAGUGAUGACGAAGGGAGUGGCCGGCAUCGGGAAAACAGUCCUAACACAGAAGUUCAGUCUGGACUGGGCUGAAGGCAGAACCAAUCAGGACAUCCAGUUCCUGCUUCCAUUCACCUUCAGACAGCUGAAUGUGCUGAGAGAGGAGAAGUUCAGCUUGCUGGAACUAGUUCAUCACUUCUUCUCUGAAACCAAAGGAAUCUGCAGCUUUGUAGACUUCCAGGUCGUGUUCAUCUUUGACGGUCUGGAUGAGAGUCGACUUCCUCUGGACUUCCACAACAAUAAGGACCUGACUGAUGUUACAGAGUCCACCUCAGUGGACGUGCUGCUGACAAACCUCAUCAGGGGGAACCUGCUUCCUUCUGCUCGUCUCUGGAUCACCACACGACCCGCAGCAGCCGAUCAGAUCCCUCCUGAGUGUGUCUCCAUGGUGACGGAGGUCAGAGGGUUCACUGACCCACAGAAGGAGGAAUACUUCAGGAAGAGGUUCAGAGAAGAGGAGCAGACCAGGAUCAUCUCCCACAUCAAGACAUCACGGAGCCUCCACAUCAUGUGCCACAUCCCAGUCUUCUGCUGGAUCACUGCUACGGUCCUGGAGAACGUCCUGGAGAACGUCCUGGAGAACGUCCUGGAGAACGUCCUGGAAACCAGAGAGGGAGGGGAGCUGCCCAAGACCCUGACUGAGAUGUACAUCCACUUCCUGGUGGUCCAGGCCAAACUGAAGAAGGUCAAGUAUGACGGAGGAGCUGGGACGGAUCCACACUGGAGUCCAGAGAGCAGGAAGAUGGUGGAGUCUCUGGGAAAACUGGCUUUUGAGCAGCUGCAGAAAGGAAACCUGAUCUUCUAUGAAUCAGACCUGACAGAGUGUGGCAUCAAUAUUGGAGAGGCUUCAGUGUACUCAGGAGUGUUCACCCAGAUCUUUAGAGAGGAGAGCGGCCUGUACCAGGACCAGGUCUUCUGCUUCAUCCAUCUGAGUGUCCAGGAGUUUCUGGCUGCUCUUCAUGUCCAUCAGACCUUCAUCAAGUCUGGAGUCAACCUGCUGGAGGAAGAGAAGAACACAGAGACUGACCUCUAUCAGACAGCUGUGGACAAGGCCUUACAGAGUCCCAACGGACACCUGGACUUGUUCCUGCGCUUCCUCCUGGGUCUCAAACUGGAGACCAAUCAGAACCUCCUACGAGGUCUGAUGGAACCAAAACAAAGAACUUCCCUGACCUUUCAGAACCUCCUACGAGGUCUGAUGACAUCAAACCAAAGGAGUUCACAGAACAAUCAGGAAACAGUUAAAUACAUCAAGGAGAAGAUCAGUGAGGAUCUGUCUGCAGAGAGAAGCAUCAACCUGCUCCACUGUCUGAAUGAACUGAACGAUGGUUCUCUGGUGGAGGAGGUCCAACAGUCCCUGAGGUCUGGACGUCUCUCCACAGAUAAACCGUCUCCUGCUCAGUGGUCGGCUCUGGCCUUCAUCUUACUGUCAUCAGAAGAUCUGGAGGUGUUUGACCUGAAGAAGUUCUCAGCUUCAGAGGAGGCUCUACGGAGGCUGCUGCCGGUGGUCAAAGCCUCCAAGAAAGCUAAGUUGAGUGACUGUAACCUCUCAGGGAACAUCUGUCCACUUCUGUCCUCAGUUCUCAGCUCUCAGUCCUCCAGUCUGACAGAACUGGACCUGAGCAACAACGACCUGCAGGGUUCUGGCCUGGAGCAGCUGUGUCCUGGACUGGAGAGUCCACACUGUCACCUGGAGUCUCUCAGGUUGAGUGGCUGUAACCUCUCAGGGAACAUCUGUCCACUUCUGUCCUCAGUUCUCAGCUCUCAGUCCUCCAGUCUGACAGAACUGGACCUGAGCAACAACGACCUGCAGGAUUCUGGACUGGAGCAGCUGUGUCCUGGACUGGAGAGUCCACACUGUCACCUGGAGUCUCUCAGGCUGUCAGGCUGUCUGAUCUCAGAGGAAGGAAGUUCUUCUCUGGUCUCAGCUCUGACCUCCAAUCCCUCCCACCUGAGAGAGCUGGACCUGAGCUACAACCAUCCAGGAAAGUCAGCAGGGAAGCUUCUGUCUAGACUGAAGGAUCCCCGCUGGAGACUGGACACUCUCAGGGUGAAGCCUGCUGGACAACGAUGGCUGACACCAGGUCUGAGGAAGUAUUCCUGUCAACUCACCGUCGACACAAACACAGUGUACAACAACAUCAAACUGUCUGACAACAACAGGAAGAUGAUGUUGGUGAGGGAGGAUCAGUCGUAUCCUCGUCAUCCAGACAGGUUUGAUCGCUGGCCUCAGCUGCUGUGUAGAGAAGUUCUGACGGGUCGCUGUUACUGGGAGUUCCAGAGUAGAGGAGGAGUUUAUGUAUCAGUGAGUUACAGAAGAAUCAGCAGGAAAGGAGACUCUGAUGACUGUGUGUUUGGAUGGAACGAUCAUUCCUGGAGUCUGUCCUAUUCUGGUGACGGUCGGUACCGGCUCCUUCACAAUAACAGAGGAACACCUUCCUCCUCCUCUCCCUCAGACUCUGACAGACUAGCAGUGUACGUGGACGUUCCUGCUGGAACUCUGUCCUUCUACAGCGUCUCCUCUGACGGACUGAUCCACAUCCACACCUUCAACACCACAUUCACUGAACCUCUCUAUCCUGGGUUCAGGUUCUGGGAUGGUUGUUCAGUGUCUCUGUGUUGAGUUCAGUCUCCAGAGUCUCCUCCUGUCAGAGAACUGUCUCUGUUGGACAGAUAGUUGAGUCUGUACACGUCUGUCUCUGUUUCCACCAGAACACCUGAAUCACACGUUGGUGAAACUGUUCUGAAUGAUUCCUUGGAAACUUCUUCCUCUCCCGGUCCUUUAAAGGUGAAGCUGCCGUUAUUCCAGGAUCCACAUGUUGUUCUUCCGUCUGUUUCCAGUCAGAGCUUCACGGUGAACAGCAGCAUGUUGUUUCUCUGCAGCUCAGUUCAGCUCAAAUCCUUCACUUCAUGUUCAGCUGCAGGUAGUUUGCUGCACAUGUGACCGACUGUGAUGUCAGAGAGGAAUCACCGAGCUGCAAUCAGCCCAGAUGAAGUUACAACCUGCUGUCAGAUCUGAGCACAAGGUUGCUGUGCAGCCAGGGUUCAUCCUGCUCUUUAUUCUCACCACUUCCCAAUAUUUGAUAUUCACUCAUUAAAAGUGCUGCCUCAACAUCUCCUCACAAUAGUUAUCAAAUUGAUUUAUCAUGCUAGGAAACAUAUUUCAGCAUGAAACAUUUUUUUAUUCUUAAUCCAUUUAGUUUGUUCCAAUUUUCAAAAGAUCACUUAUGUAACAUUUUAGUAGCAAAUCAUGAACAUCUUGACAUCAAGUCCCAUUUAAAGGAAACUCAACCACCAUAACACUUUUAGCAAAUCAUGAAGUCCCACAUCUGUAGAAAUGAUCAGGUUUAAAAUAAUCAGAACUUCCAAAUCCUCACAUUUGAACUAAUAAUCAAAUAUGUAGCACUGGUCUGAAGGUUUUCCUGACAGAGUGGUUGAUUUAAGAACAUCCAGCCACCAGGGGGGGCUGCUGCUCUCCAUCCCGCUGAGUGCUGCUUAUCGUGGUAGAAGAAGAGAGACAACGAUGAGAAGCUGAUGAUGUGGAUGAAGCUGUUAUAUUACUUUGUGUCAUGAAUCUGAUGUUUGUGGUUCAGUGUGCGUCCAGAGAAACGUGAGUUAUAUUGUUGUUUAUUGGAAGCACUUGUUUGUUGUUAUAUUUUAUAAUUCCGCUGGUGAGUAUUUCCAGCAGUGUUAUUUACUUCGCUAAUUGUUCAAAAGUCAUUAGUUAUGUUAUCUGAAUGUCACUGACUGUUUUGGUGACGGUCGGUACCGGCUCCUUCACAAUAAAAGAGGAACAUCUUCCCCCCCCCCCCUGACAGAGACUGAGCUGGUCUGACCCCCGGUCUGACCCCCGUCCUCCUCCUGUCAGGGUGGAGCCUGCUGCUGCUGGACCAACCACCACCACCACCACCACCACGGACCACACCAGCUCUGAGCAGGAGGAGGAGGUGGAACUGUGUGUUUUUAUUUCAUUCACACGCACAACAAACUGUCUGACAACAACAGGAAGAUGACACGUGUUGGCGACUGUUGGUUUGGAGGGAACCAUCAUUCCAGGGCCCUCAUUUAUCAACAGUGCGUAGAAAAGGUCCUAAAUUCUGUCGUAGGAGUGAAAUUUAGAAUGUGUGUAAGUACAAAAAAAUCCGGAUUUAUCAAACGUGCGGACGCUGGUCGUACGCACAUCCGUGAUGAUAAAUCCCACCUGUUCUAAACUGCCGUGCUCGUGCACGGUUACCGUCAUUUGCAUACAGAAACGCCUCCAAUUGACCAUAUAUGGAGCAACAACAGCUCCCGCUUGGAGGUUUACAAACUUUAUUGAACCAAAUUCUGUAGAGUUUACAACAAAAGGCAAAUGAAACAAAAUAAUCAAUUAUCUACAAAUAUUCAACAUUUGGGGGGGUUGAGAGCAAAAAAAAAAAAAAGAUACAUUUACUGACAAGCUAUGGGAAGUGUAUUAAUAAAAAUGAAUAAACAAAGACAUCGUUUCAUAUAAGCUUUUGGCAAUAUCGUUUUUUUCACAGUGUUUCUCAAUCCUGGUCCUCGUGGGCCCCUGUCCUGCAUGUUUUAGAUGUUUCCCUGCACCAACACACCUGAUUCUAAUUAAUGGUCCUAAUUAGCUUGUCACCAAGGUCUGCACAACUCUGUUGAUGACACACGUACUUUUAUCACGGUGUGCUGAAGCAGGGUAGCAUCUAAGACAUGCAGGGCAGGGGGUCCCGAGGACCGGAGUUGAGAACCACUGGUUUAAGAGAUGCUAAGUACAGUUUACAUUCAUUUUUCAGAUGUACAAUGGAGGGUUUGCUGUUAUUCCAUUUGCAUUUAUGUAUGUGAUAUUUGGCUUGUAAAAUAAUUAUGUUGACCAUGUUUGAUAUAUUUCUUGGAAGGUUAUCCAUAAAUUAAGAUUUGGUUGGAGUCAAAAGCUCCUGCUUGGAGGUGCAAACACCAACAGAGCUGUUCUGCACAAUAAAUGAGUGUUGCGUUCCUGCAGGCCACCGGGCAACGACGGGCAACAGAGACAUAGUUGCAUCGCAGAUUAUUUGUGCACUAAUUGAAUGAAAUCCUUUCAUGUCCACCUAACUGAAUUCAUUAUGUGAUGGUGUUUUUAUGGCGAUGUGGGUGCAAUCUAUAGCUCCAAUUAUGUUUGGGAAUCCGGCGAUGGCGUGAAAUCCUCGUUUAAUUUGGGCUUGUUGGUGAUGUGUGUAUCAUGGAAACUGGGUGUAAAUUAGGGCCAGAGAAAUUAUUGCAUACAACACUGCCGGCAUGAUUCUGCUGCGAAAUCCCGCAUGUCUCCAAUCUCUCUCUGAAAUGUUCCGGUGGACAAACAUCCCAGGGUGGACAGGAGCUGGAUGUGACUGGGAUGGAGUUGUAAAUCACAGCAUAGAUCCAUCAGAAUGUUUUUGGGGAAGCGGUACCUGCUGAGGAGCCGCGCCGUGCUCUCACUGAUCAACAGAUCAGCGCGCUUUUUGAAAACGCGCUCUCUGCGGAGCGUGUUUUUGCGGAGCGCACGGUCUCUAAAUCCUCCAACAGUGCAAGAUAAGCCAUGGUACUUGUAUUUUCUUUUCAGGUCGUCCUGCCAAAGCUGUCUUUUAUAGCUUGUCACACCAAUUAUUCAAAAUGUCUGAAUUACUUAUGGAUAAUUUUUAUUAAUUGGAGGAAACGGGGAACAUGUGCACAUGUUCAACACAAUACUACACAAAUGCACAAAUACAUGUUGAUAAAUACCAUACUUUGCGUGGAAAUGCUCGUACGCACGCUUUACGCACAGAUCUGUGCGUACGCACGGUUGAUAAAUGAGGGCCCUGGAGUCUGGACUGUUCUGGUGACGGUCGGUACCGGCUCCUUCACAAUAACAGAGGAACAUCUUCCUCCUAGUUAUGUUAUCUGAAUGUCACUGACUGUUUUCUUUGUUGUCACUUAAAUGUGAUAGUAUGUAUAUUAUCUCUUAUAUGAUGUUCAUGCUAAUAACAUUAUUAUUUGGAUUGUGUGCUAUGGUGAAACAUAUGUUUAUGGCUGUUUAUGGAUUUAUAUUAUUCUUUGGUUUAUUCCAGAACCACACACACCCACCACAUCUCUAAGUUCACUCUCUAGACUGGAUUAAAGCACUGUAAAGGAAA